AUGCUGCUGCUGCCGCUGCUGCUGCGCUGCGUGAGCGCGACCGCGGCCGCCGCGGGCCUCGCGCUCGUUGCGGCCGAAAGCUCUGACACGUAUUUUCAGCCCAACUCGACCGGCGUGAAGCUGCAGAACGGGUACGAGCGCGUCUUCAUCCAGCCGUUCGGGAACCACGGCUUCCGCGUGCGCGCGAGCCUCAUGAAAGACCCGACCGGGACCGAGCUCUCCGCGUUCGUCGACCCCCUGCUCGAAGGCCCCGGCGCGAACACGCUCGCCGUCUCCAGCGUCGUACCGUACCAGGGCAACGCCACGCUGCGCAACGGCGCCCUCGUCGCGGAGCUCGCGGACGGCGCGCUCUCCUUCUUCCGCGUCGACGCGCGCGGCGCGCGCGCGCCGCUCACGGCGGAGUUCGCGGACGACAAGGCGCUCCCCGCGCGGUACUACGCGCAGGAGUUCCGCGCGUCGAGCUUCGCGGCGCAGUUCUCGUUCGCGAGCGCGCCCGACGAGCAGUUCUUCGGCGCGGGGCAGCAGGCGUGCUGCGGCGACCACAGCGUGAACAAGAAGGGCCACGUCGUGGACCUCGUCAACUUUAACUCGCAGGUGCCGAUCCCGGUGCUCAUGUCGAACAAGGGCUAUCUUUUGUUUUUUAAUUAUCCUGGGCAGGGGCGGAUAGAACUCGGCCCGUAUAAAACGCGCUUCGUCGCGGACGAGGCGACCGUGAUCGACUACUACAUCACCACUGCGCCCGUGGGCGACUACGACGCCCUGCAGCAGCAGUACACGGCCGUGACCGGGCGGCAGCCGACCCCGCCGGACUUUAUCCUGGGGUACCAGCAGUCGAAGCUGCGGUAUUAUAACCAGACGCAGGUGCUCGACGUCGCGCAGAGGUUCCGCGACGAGGGCAUCAACCUGUCGAUGAUCGUCGUAGACUUUUUCGCGUGGAAGUACCAGGGCGACUGGUCGUUCGACCCCGCGUUCUUCCCCGACCCGGAGGGCAUGGCCGCGCAGGUGAAGGAGCUGACCGGGGCGGAGAUGAUGGUCUCGCUCUGGCCGAGCGUCGAGAACCUGUCGGAGAACUACGUGACGCUGCAGACGAACGGCUGGCUCGUGGCGACGCGCGACGGGCCGGGCGUGACGGACUCGUUCGCGGGCGUCUACACACGCCUGGUGGACUCGACGAACCCCGCCGCGCGGGAGUUCUUGUGGAAACGGCUGAACGACAGCUACUUCUCCAAGGGCAUACACAAUUUCUGGAUCGACCAGGCCGACGGCGGCACGCUCGGCGAGCCCUGGGAAAACAACGGACAGGACAACAUCCGCGCGAUCCCGUAUAACCGCGUGUUCGCGCAGUACUUCAUCGGCUCGCAGUCCGCGGCGGGGAAGAUGUACCCGUGGCUACACCAGCAGGCGAUCGACGAGGGACUGCACAACCUCACCGAGGCGCCCGCGGCGGCGACCGCGUGCACGUACAUGUCGCUCACGCGCAGCUCGUUCGCGGGCGGGCAGCGCUUCUGCUCGUAUCUCUGGAGCGGGGACACGAUCUCGCGCUUCGACGUGCUGUUGCAGCAGAUCACGGCGGGCGUGUCGGUCGCGGCGUCAGGCUUGUCGUCGUGGACGCUGGAUAUCGGCGGGUUCAGCGGGCUGAAUGUCGAUACGCAAUCCGGCCGCGAGCUGUUUGUCAGGUGGCUCGCGAUGGGGACCUUCCUCCCAUACGUAGGUCUUUGCACCGAUCGGGACUGCAACAUCCCAGCCAACAACUCUCUGAAUUUCGCUAAUCCGUGCCCGAACGAGCCUUGGUCAUACGGCGCAGACAAUUUCCCCAUCAUCAAAAAAUACAUCGCCCUGCGGUAUCAGCUUGUGCCCUACGUCAAGGCGCUCUUCCAGCAGCUGCAGGCGACGGGCCGCACGAUCAUGCGCCCGCUCUACUACGACUUCUCGCUGAGCGACCCGUUCGUCGCGAACGCGACCGCAGCGAACGACCCGCUGGUGGUGCAUCAGUUCUUGCUCGGGCCCCGCAUCCUCGUGUCGCCCGUGGGCGAGCAGGGCGCGACCUCGAAGACGGUGUACCUGCCCCGUCUGACCGCCACGCAGCUGGAGCAGAACUUCACGUGGACACACUGGUGGACGGACGCGGACUUUGGGCAGGGCGGGAACACGGUCGUCGUGAGCGCGCCGCUGGACCAGAUCCCGGUGUUUUUCUUGGGGAGCAAGGACGACAUUUUUUCUGGGAAUAUAUGAUCGAAGCGGGGUGGGUCGGGUGUUGUAUGCAGGCUUUGACGCGAUCCAGAUGCCCUUGCGCGAAUGCGCUUGCCAGAAAGAGAUGUUGGACGGAAUAUGUGCAUGAGCGCCGUCGCCGUCGAUGAACCACAGCCGGAAGGCGUGAUCCAGAAAUGUCCUUCGUAGCCAUCAAAAAAUUGUAAUACCUGACCCAUGAGAGCCCAGAGGCUGUCUAGGGAUAUAGGCAAUGCCGCGUCGCUCCUGUUC
Messenger RNA from Heterobasidion irregulare TC 32-1, 2478 nucleotides. RefSeq names its product glycoside hydrolase family 31 protein. Gene Ontology annotation, molecular function: carbohydrate binding; hydrolase activity, hydrolyzing O-glycosyl compounds. The transcript has 16 exons. NCBI's taxonomy places the organism in Eukaryota, Fungi, Basidiomycota, Agaricomycetes, Russulales, Bondarzewiaceae. Gene Ontology annotation, biological process: carbohydrate metabolic process. The record is from RefSeq and is a predicted model, not a curated record. The coding region runs from base 1 to 2232 and encodes 743 amino acids.